Molecule: messenger RNA, 1210 nt
Organism: Schistosoma spindalis
Lineage: Eukaryota; Metazoa; Platyhelminthes; Trematoda; Strigeidida; Schistosomatidae
Source: the annotation of a GenBank genome assembly
CUUGAGGUCAAAUAAAGCGGAAUGAUUGUUAUAAAGCGGUAUCGUGUGGUGUUCGCAUGUGUUCAGUGCCUUCUCUAUAGUUUAAUUUGCAUAACUGCAUAUGUCGGAACAGUCCGUAAGACAUCGGUUUCUCGCUCUACCUAGUGAGCAAAAGCUGAAGUUAGAUAGAGUCACUUCUCCCCGUUGUCAACUAACCCCUGUCCCCAAUUUAUCUACAAGUGCAAUCUUGGAUAUUAACGAUACUUCAAUAACGGUUACAGGUGAUGAUUUCGAGGAUACAUGUAUUCUUGGUGAAGGAUUUUUUGGACAAGUUUUCAAAAUGCGUUUGAAAUCAACAAAAGAAUCAUUUGCAGUUAAAAAAAUACCAUUUUGCAAUUUGGAUCCACGUAAUCCAGAUAUGAUAGCAGAUUUGGAAAUAGGAAAAUUGCAUCCACAUCCAUUUUUAUUACGAUCUUAUUGUGCUUUCACUCAUGUAGAUUCUGUUUGGAUUUUAUUAGAACUUAUGGAUAUCUCGUUAGAUGUACUUCUAAAUAAAGUAAAGGCACUUAAUGAACACAUUCCUGAAAAUGUUUUGAAGCAUAUUACAUUUUCAAUCGUUUCAGCAUUAUAUUAUUUACGAUUCGAUAUGAAUAUGAUUCAUCGUGAUAUAAAACCGGCUAACAUGUUAGCUAACAAAAGUGGACAAAUAAAAUUAGGUGACUUUGGUACUGCCGUCACUCUUUCCAACUGUGAAAUUCUAACGGAUGUUGGAUCAUGGCGUUACCUUGCUCCAGAGCGUGCCUAAGCAUUUAUGAAUUGGCUACUGGUACAAACCCAUAUGAACCGCCUAAAGAUCCUGUAGAUGCAUUCAAUCAGGUUAGUAAAUCAACAACACCGCAUAAUCAUGUGUUGUUACCAUUGAUGUGUUGUCUAAAUCUCAUGAUUGAUUUACUAGUAAUUUUUACGUUCUCAAUAGUCAAACAAACGUAACUAUAUUUAUUAUACUUGCUGAUGUGUUUUUGUUUUUGUUAAUGAUUUUGUGAAGAUAGUUUAAAAUGGACAGAUUCAAUAUCACUAGUUUACUCAGCAUAAUCGUAACAUCAUAUUAAAUUUAAUAUUUCAAAAAACAAACAAACAAGAAAUUAUUUUGAGUUCAGUAACUGUAAAGGGAUGAUUAAUCAUUUGAGAAUUGACAAAUCAUAUACAAUAGACCAUAAUUAUUAUAUUCAAG